Molecule: messenger RNA, 561 nt
Organism: Protopolystoma xenopodis
Lineage: Eukaryota; Metazoa; Platyhelminthes; Monogenea; Polystomatidea; Polystomatidae
Source: the annotation of a GenBank genome assembly
UGCUCUAAGAUUGAAGAAAUGGGCUCCCCAGAGGAGCUGUUCAUAUCCUGCCGCUUUCUUGGCCCUGUAUGCCGUCUUGCUAGCCUGCUGCUUGCUUGUUGCCAACAGCCACACUUACAUUCGUUAAACCUAUCCGCUUUAAGUGAUUCAGGUGGUGAUCGGCAUUUCGUUUCAGCCCGGGAUAGGUGGAGGGAUCUCUAUGAUCGCUCUCUUGAUUGUCUGCUCAAUUUGAGUUCACUUUACUGUUUCGCUGAGGACAAGACGAUUCCUUCCGAUAGAUAUUAUGUUUUUCUAUUUAAUCGUUUGAUAUAUUUGACUCCGGUUCUUUUAAUCACAAAUUUUACUAUCCUUGCUGAGGACAGCGUUGCUGAAAAACACUUGACUCUGGUUCCAUUUGACUGGUGGAUUGAUGAUAUUUUAACUCUUGAGUAUCUACACAUUCCUGCUUCUAAUGAAUUCGUUUCAAGCAAACUUCUCCGUCACUUGGUCAAGUACGUUCAGUUUUCUUUGUCUUUCUUCCGUUUUGCUUCUAUAGGCUUUGCAUUAUUCUUGCAUAUCUAA